AUGUCUUACACCGUUCGCAAGAUCGGCCAGGCCAACACCCUGGAACACCGUGUCUACAUUGAGAAGGAUGGCGUCCCAGUUUCUCCCUUCCACGACAUUCCCCUCUACGCCAACCCUGAGCAGACCAUCCUCAACAUGGUUGUUGAGAUUCCCCGCUGGACCAACGCCAAGCAGGAGAUCUCUAAGGAGGAGUUCCUGAACCCCAUUAAGCAGGAUGUCAAGAAGGGCAAGCUCCGUUUCGUCCGUAACUGCUUUCCCCACAAGGGUUACCUGUGGAACUACGGUGCCUUCCCCCAGACCUGGGAAGACCCCAAUGUUGUUCACCCCGAGACCAAGGCCAAGGGUGACAACGACCCGCUCGAUGUCUGCGAGAUCGGUGAGCUUGUUGGCUACCCCGGUCAGGUCAAGCAGGUCAAGGUGCUUGGUGUGAUGGCUCUGCUCGACGAGGAGGAGACCGACUGGAAGGUCAUUGUCAUCGAUAUCAACGACCCUCUUGCCCCUAAGCUCAACGACAUUGAGGAUGUUGAGCGUCACCUUCCUGGCCUUCUCCGUGCUACCAACGAAUGGUUCCGUAUCUACAAGAUCCCCGAUGGAAAGCCCGAGAACCAGUUUGCCUUCUCUGGCGAGUGCAAGAACAAGAAGUACGCUCUCGAUGUUAUCCGCGAGUGCGCUGAUGCUUGGGAGAAGCUCAUCACCGGCAAGAGCCCUCGUGGCGAUAUCAGCCUUGCCAACACUGCUGUUGAGAACUCCCCUGACCGUGCCGACCCCGCCCAGCUUGCCAGCAUCCCUAAGGGCGAUAACCUGCCUCCUGCCCCCAUUGAAGGCACCAUUGACAAGUGGUUCUUCAUCUCUGGUGCUGCUGUUUAA
Messenger RNA from Aspergillus thermomutatus, 867 nucleotides. It is a transcript of the gene ipp1, whose product is annotated as inorganic diphosphatase IPP1. The coding region runs from base 1 to 867 and encodes 288 amino acids. The record is from RefSeq and is a predicted model, not a curated record. The transcript is spliced from 5 exons. Gene Ontology annotation, cellular component: nucleus; cytoplasm. Gene Ontology annotation, molecular function: inorganic diphosphate phosphatase activity; magnesium ion binding. Gene Ontology annotation, biological process: phosphate-containing compound metabolic process. NCBI's taxonomy places the organism in Eukaryota, Fungi, Ascomycota, Eurotiomycetes, Eurotiales, Aspergillaceae.